Molecule: messenger RNA, 1109 nt
Organism: Aricia agestis (brown argus)
Lineage: Eukaryota; Metazoa; Arthropoda; Insecta; Lepidoptera; Lycaenidae
Exons: 6
Coding region: 221-1072 (283 amino acids)
Source: RefSeq, a predicted model, not a curated record
GUGAGCAGCACGUUUAUGCCAAUAUAUUUAUAGUCUGAGAUCGCGAUUGAUACUGCCAACUUACAAAAAAAAAACACGAUUGAUACUGGCAAUUUGCAAAAACUGUUCGAUGUUUAAAAAUUUAAAAAUGCAAUCUGUCACGUAAAAUGGAGCGAAAAUUCAGUGGUGUGAACUGAUAACUUUAUAAUAAGGUGCGUUGUUUACAAACUUUUAAUGAAAAAUGGGGUGUGUAGAAAAUAUUAUGAUGGUCAUAGCACUGACGGUGUUUUUGGCUGUGACGUCAGCGCACGAGAUCAGUCAGCUGCAGGUGCCGCUGUACGCGGACCCGCGGCGCGAGGCCGAGCUGAGCUGCCACUUCCGCAUGGACGACCAGCGCCUGCACUCCGUCAAGUUCUACCGCGACAUGUACGAGAUAUUCCGAUACAACCCCUCGCAGACGCCGCCGAUUCGUCUGUUCAACGUGUCAGGAGUGGCGGUACAGGGCGGCGAGUGCCUGGCGGCGUCGUGCGCGGUGCGCAUCAUGCCGCCGCCACUGGCCGGCCGCGCCGCCUACAGCUGUGAGGUCUCCACAGAGGGACCCAAGUUCAAGAUCGCGCGACAGACCAAGCACAUGACUGUUGUCGCGAUGCCAGAAAAGGAUCCAGAGAUCACGGGAGCACCUAAGCUGGUGUCACCGGGCGAGCAGGUGGUGCUCAAUUGCACCUCCGCACCCUCGCUACCACCUGCUGAAAUCAACUGGUAUGUUGAUGAGGAGCAGCAAAAGACAGAGCAGUGGCAGAACACGGAACUAAGUGAGCCCACGUCUACUGGUCUUCAAUCUUCAUGGCGCGUCCUCAAGCUAGUGGUGCCUACCACUGCAAGUGGUAUACUCCGAGUGCGAUGCGAGUCUCUUCUGGUGGUGGAGCCCCCGGUGGUCAGAGAUACCAUCACCACCAUAACCGUGCACGCUAGGACGCAGCUAUCCAAGUAUGUCUCCAAUGGAGGUAAUCAACAAUACCUGCAAGAAAUAAUUUUUAAUUUGUAUGUGUUUUGGACUUUCAAAGUUACACUAAAAUUUUUAUUGAACUUAUGAGGUGAAUUUUGUAUUUAGUGUAAAAAGUACAAUGAAA